This is a messenger RNA of Scleropages formosus (Asian bonytongue), 2498 nucleotides long. RefSeq names its product praja ring finger ubiquitin ligase 2 (gene pja2). The record is from RefSeq and is a predicted model, not a curated record. Gene Ontology annotation, cellular component: cytoplasm. Lineage: Eukaryota; Metazoa; Chordata; Actinopteri; Osteoglossiformes; Osteoglossidae. Gene Ontology annotation, molecular function: ubiquitin protein ligase activity. Bases 409 to 2295 code for a protein of 628 amino acids. The transcript is spliced from 10 exons. Gene Ontology annotation, biological process: protein ubiquitination.
CGAUAACAGAUACGGUUGCGUCUUCGGUCACGGAAGCAAAAUAGCAGGAGAAGAAGCGGUUCCUAAACCGCAGUGAGCGUAGUUGGCGUGGCGAAAAAAAAGUCGUGUAUUUAAGGGGCUGUAUCUACACUUACCGGGGCUCGUGUGUGCUUGUUGACAGUGAAACACUAGCCUGCUGUCCUUACCUCAGAGGCAGAGCUGUCGUUGAGCCGGACUGCCCCGAGUGAGACCAGCACCAGCGCAGCGAGCAGCAGCAGCAGCACUGCACUGGCUGCGCUCCGCCUGCGCUCCGUCUGCACAGCAGCACUCGGCCCUUCAGUCAACGGGCUCAUUUUCAGUCUUUAUUCCCUCACUGUUCCUCUUUUUCUACAUUAUACCAUCGCUUUUGUGACCUGAGGCUAACGAGUGAUGGGUCAGGAAACAGGCAAGCAUUCCUGGCCAAAACCAGCUGGUGGCUACCAGACAAUAACGGGGCGAAGAUAUGGCAGGAGACAUGCAUACAUUAGUUUCCGACCAACUCUAGCAAAGCAAAAAUGUGCAACAGCAGAGGACCGGUUGGAAUGGCAAGAAAUGGAAAUGAACAGUGUCCAAAGAGAGAACUCUUUAUCAUCCAAAGGGAGUUUCUCUUCAGUGUUCCAAGCCAUCUUUCCUGUGACUGCUAAUUCAGUUCAUCCUGAAGCAAGCAAGAACAAAGAUUUCCUUAAUAGGAAGCAGCCGGUCUCCACUAAAGACAGUGAAGCCUUGAACUGCAAAAUAUUUAUGUGUGACCAAGUCAUGGACUGUGACCCUCAGAUUUUGUUGGGUUCCAAAGAAAGUUCAGAUACACAUGUGUGGGCCACAGAAGAGAAGAAGGAUGACAGUCCUCAUGGCUCAAACAUGCUGAGCUUUGUAAAUAUUGACUCUUAUGAGCCGGACAGCAGUGAUGGUGAGGAAGAGGAUGAGACCAGUACGAAUCAGUCGCUGGGUCUACAAAAAAGGGUUGAUGACAUGAUUUCUGAACUGGAGAAGGAGUUUGAUCACCUUGGUGAUGUGAACUCUUACUUGUACACUACAACAUGGGAAGAGGCAGCUUGUUCCACUGAAGAAGCAUCAUCUGAGAAAGACAUUAAGGUGCUCAGUCCAGAAAGGAGAGGUUUUCAGAGACUGGGCUUGGUAAAUGAGCAAAGCAUCGACUUGUCUCACGUUCACAGCAACACACCAAGCAAGCAAGAUGAGUCAGAGAGCGAGGUGUGUCUAAGUCAUCAUAAAAGUCUUGACUGUAAGGAUUCAAGGACAUCCCAAGGGGAAAUGGUGGUCAGACCAAAAGUUCGCAAACAGAUAGACUGCAUUCCAGGUGAGCUUAAGCCCCAAGAGGAGAAGAGAGAAGAUGCAGAAAUCUAUAGCAAAAUUGAAGAUGAAGAUGAACAGUGGGAGGAUGUGGAGGAUACUGUUGAGAAGUAUGCCACAUUAAUGAUAGAAGACACCAGAUCUGAAUGCAGCGAUGGGGAGUGUUCCACUGCCUGGACUUCAGGUGUGGAUGAAGAUCCCUGUUCCAGCAAUGAGAGCUGGGAGACACUGCUGGGCUUUGACCAAUCAGAACUAGAGGUGCAAAGCAACGGAAGUAGCCUAGAUGAAGAGCCUGAGCUGAACUUCAUUCCUGAAGACCAAAUGUCACUGGAGGAAGGUGAGAUUCCAUGGCUUUCAUAUCAUGAGGAGACAGACAGCAGCAGUGAUGAAGACCCAGAGGGGAUGAGCCACUUCGUUCACCCAGGACUCUUUAUGCUCGAUGGAAACAACAACUUUGAGGAUGAUUCCAGUGUGAGCGAAGACUUUGAUGCAGAAUGGAGGUUUUUUGAUGACUUUGGAGAAGGGUUCACGAUGGCUCAAGCUAUCUCCUACAUGGACCCACAGCUGUUCACUUACAUGGCACUGGAAGAGCGGCUCGUCCAGGCCAUGGAGGCAGCACUAGCGCACCUCGAGUCUCUUGCAAUUGAUGUAGAGCAAGCCCACCCCCCAGCCUCUGAAGACGUCAUUAGCUGUCUGCCUCAGAUCACAGUGUUGGAGGACUAUUGUGGUAAGGAGCAGUGCUGUGCCAUCUGCUGCGCCGAAUACAUCAAAGAGGAGAUUGCCACAGAACUUCCAUGCCAUCACGUUUUCCACAAAAUAUGUAUAACUCUCUGGCUGCGGAAGUCUGGCACAUGCCCAGUGUGUCGUCACGUCCUGUCCCCUGGUGUAUCGGACACCUUGGCAUCAACAUCCUUCGUCUCCGAUCACGAUGCUCCACCAUCCAGCCACAGCACAGCGGGAACACGAUGAAAUCACAUCUACUAUUGAAAAUACAAGAAAUCACCUUUUAUUUCUUAGCUAAAAAACACUAUUUCCACAGUGUAACGUUGUUCACUUGACAUCUUUAUUGUUGUUUGUUGUUAAUUUUGUUUAGUUACGUUGCAAGCUAAGAAUGCCAGAGAAAGUUUUGCUGAUUAUGAUGUAUUUUUGCUCUAAUAAAGGAGAUAAGAAAU